GCGUGUUGCGUCAUCUCGGCGCACCGGAAGUGACUACCGCUUUCGCCAGCGACUCCGGAAGUAGCUGCUUCAGGGCUGACUUAGCUGCUGGCUCUGACUCCUGGCUUGCCAUGGGUUGCGACGGAGGAACAAUCCCCAAGAGGCAUGAACUGGUUAAGGGGCCGAAGAAGGUUGAGAAGGUUGACAAAGAUGCUGAAUUAGUGGCCCAAUGGAACUAUUGUACGCUGAGUCAAGAAAUAUUAAGACGACCAAUAGUUGCCUGUGAACUUGGCAGACUUUAUAAUAAAGAUGCUGUCAUUGAGUUUCUGUUGGACAAAUCUGCUGAAAAGGCUCUUGGGAAGGCAGCAUCUCACAUUAAAAGCAUUAAGAAUGUGACAGAAUUGAAGCUUUCUGAUAAUCCUGCCUGGGAAGGGGAUAAAGGAAACACAAAAGGUGACAAGCACGAUGACCUCCAGCGGGCACGUUUCAUCUGUCCUGUUGUGGGCUUGGAGAUGAAUGGCCGUCACAGGUUUUGCUUCCUUCGAUGCUGUGGUUGUGUGUUUUCUGAACGAGCCUUGAAAGAGAUAAAAGCAGAAGUUUGUCACACAUGUGGGACCGCCUUCCAGGAGGAUGAUGUCAUCGUGCUCAACGGCACCAAGGAGGACGUGGACAUGCUGAAGGCCAGGAUGGAGGAGAGACGGCUGCGGGUGAAGCUGGGGAAGAAGACGAAGAAAUCCAAGGUGGCAGAGCCCAUUUCAAGACCAGAUGGCAAUGAAGAAACCCCGGGGCCGUCAAAAGUUAAGGCAGGGAAGCCUGAAGAGACUGGCCUUGAUUCUAGAGAGAAGAAGGCCAGCUCAGCUCCCAAGAGCGCAGCAACAAGCGAGAGCUCUUUGGGAAAAGCCGGAAAGCCUCUGUGUGGGGCCCUGAAGAGGUCCAUCGCUGACAGUGAGGAGUCCGAGGCCUACAAGUCCCUCUUCACAACACACAGCUCCGCCAAGCGCUCCAAGGAAGAGUCGGCCCACUGGGUCACCCACACAUCCUACUGCUUCUGAAGCCCACACCCGCAGCUCCUUGCCUGGAAGGUUCUUUCCAGCAUCCAUGUAGGCAGGCUGUGCCCUCUGAUUGUACCAUGUACUGUGUGUGGCUCCAUGUCAUAAAGCUGUCCACACCAGCCUCUGAACCGUGUGGUCACUUGCUUGAGGCGUGUGAGUCCCAGCAGCCCGUGGUGGGUGGUGCAGAGUGGCUGCAUUGCCGCCCACAGCCACACUCAUGUUCGCUCCACCUGUCAGUGCACUUGGGCCUUUCCCAGCUGGGGGCUGUUGGCUGCACGGCUUAUGCUUGCAGCAGCGGGACUCCAGGCUCCUCGCAGGGGUGGGUGGCUCACCUGGACAAAACCCUGGUUUAUCGAAGUCAGCAAGUAAAGCUGAGCCUUAGAAGGAUGACUUCCUGUGCACGCUGCCUGUGCCUGCUGGAGGCUGCUAGGGGCCUUGCCCUCUGUCACAGCCCUGCUGGGCUCGUGCUUGGGGAGGCUGCUCCUCGAUUACCUGGAACAUGACAGAGACUUAGUUGGGCCUAUAAUGAUUUGGUAUAAAAAUAAAGCUGGUCUGCCUUCCCUCA
Molecule: messenger RNA, 1596 nt
Organism: Carlito syrichta (Philippine tarsier)
Lineage: Eukaryota; Metazoa; Chordata; Mammalia; Primates; Tarsiidae
Gene: RTF2
Product: replication termination factor 2 domain containing 1
Exons: 9
Coding region: 111-1031 (306 amino acids)
Biological process (GO): site-specific DNA replication termination at RTS1 barrier; mitotic DNA replication termination
Cellular component (GO): nucleus
Source: RefSeq, a predicted model, not a curated record